GGACAACCCCACCCCGAGAGCUGGCGAUGAUGUCGGAGUCGGUUAGAUAAGGCAGUUCGGUGUCCGACCCGCGAUGGGACUGAGUUCGACUCUCGCCAGGAGGAACCUCCACGUAAUACCCACGCUCGUCUGCCUCAUUACGCCACUCACCUUUAUAAUUACGUACCUCCUGAGCGUCUAUUACCAACAUGUCUACCCUCUCUUUCCUUACAUCAGCGACACAGGCGCAGAAAGUCCUGAAAGUUCUAUCUUCUCUCAGUUCAUCAAUAUCUCUGCGCUACUAUUGGGGGGAUGUGUCUAUAUCAGAGGGCUACAGGUAGCGAAAUUCGCCAACUUCAAAUUCAAAAUAGGUCGUCAUCUGCGCCUCCAUUGCAUUGCAACAUGGAUUGGAUACGGAUCGUGCCUUGGCCUCUCUAUGGUUGCCAAUUUUCAGGUGAACAAAAUGAAAUCGGUACACUACAUGGGAGCUUGCUUGUGUUUCCUAGGCGGAACUAUCUACUUUGUUCUACAGACGAUAUUUUCCUACUACAUGGCGCAGCUCUAUGAUGGAAAAACGAUAUUCAUAUGUAGGUGCGUCCUAUGCAGCUUGUCAACAAUACUCUUGCUGGCAGCCAUAUCAGCUGGCUUUGCACCUGGGCCGGAGAACUCGUUCCAUUGGACGCCGCUGGAUCCAGACUAUUGUUGGCACUUGGUCAGUACCAGUUCAGAAUGGCUCCUCGCUCUGACUCAGAGUCUCAUGGUUCUCACUUUUCUUCCUGAGUUUAAGCCUAUCACUAUUCAGAGGCCGGAAGUACGGAUCGAAGGAAUCAGCCCAGCAGCAGAAGUGCGAGUAGUAACCACUAUUUGAACCAACGCCUUCUUUAUCUGCCGCUAGUCAUCAAGAGUGCCGUUUUAGGCACAACCUUUAUAAUGACAAUUAUCGAUAAGAGAAUGUAUAAAGAGUAUUGACUGACAUUAGAUUUAAUUAUAAAUAUUUGUAUAUAUAUAUAUAAAUUAAUUUAUUUUUUUCAUUAGGAACUUUUUUUAAGUUGUCUUUAUCUUAUCUUUUUUGUGAUAUAUAUAUUUUAUUAAGAUUCAAGAAAUUGUUCCACUAAUGUGAUUUCUAUUUUUUUUUAAAUAUACACUUUUGAGAUUUUCAA
Messenger RNA from Nezara viridula (southern green stink bug), 1139 nucleotides. NCBI's taxonomy places the organism in Eukaryota, Metazoa, Arthropoda, Insecta, Hemiptera, Pentatomidae. The record is from the annotation of a GenBank genome assembly.